AUGAUGGUCGCCAUGGCGACCCCGAAGCGGCAUGUGUGCCUCGUCGCAAUGUUGGUCGUUCUCGCAGUGCUGUCCUGCCACCUUAACAGAGUCGCUAGCGUCGUCAUGCAGGCCGAUCAAGCUGCGGCCCUGCUGAACAUCAAGUCGGCCAUGCGGGCUCACCAACACCACGUGGGCCCAAAAGCACCACGUGGGGCCAACAACACCACCGGCGGCCCUGCUGAACAUAAAGGCGGCCAUGCGACUCACCUACACCACGUGGACCGCCACAAAAUGUGUCCUUCCUUGUUCCCCUCUUCCACCUCCGCUCCCCCUUGUCUGCCGUUCCCCAUCCGCCCAUCAGCGACGGCCCUGCUGAACAUCAAGGCGGCCAUGGGACUCACCUACACCACGUGGGUCGCCACCAAACCGUGCACUCUUAAUGGCGCCACUGCAGCCGCCGGCGAGUGGGAGCGCGUGACGUGCUCCGCUGACGGCCUCGCCUACUCCAUGUGGAUGCCAUGGAACUUCCUGGAUGGCAGCCUCUCAGACUAUCUCAAAUUCUUCUCCACGCUCACCAACUUGAAUCAACUGGCCAUGCAGUACAUGUUCUUCUCGGGGUCAUUCCCCAGCGUGCUCACCACUCUGCCCAGCCUCACCAGUCUGUCGCUGCGCUUCAACUACCUCACGGGCUCGCUCCCAUCAACCAUCACAAAGAUCAAGUCGCUGGACAUCAAUCAGAACUACUUUGUUGGCUCUAUUCCCUCAGGCACCUGGUCCUACUGCGAUGCCACCAAUAACUGCCUCACCGGUGCUGGAAACUGCCAGAAUUACUACCAGAGGUCCUCGUGUGCUAUUUGCGGCAGCACUGCCGGGACCGGCACGUUGUGCGCAGCGGGGCAAUCUUGUAUGCCGAGCGCUGACGCCAAGAUAGCAGCCGGCCAGAACAAUUAUGGAGGAGAAGUGGCUCUGUCGUGCGUUUACACGCCCAUCACCAUGAACCUCGCUGACGCUGCUGCCAUGCUGAACGUCAAGGCCUCGCUGGGAGUGACGUACACCACUUGGGCCGCCACCACACCGUGCCGCUUUGAUCAAUCCACCGUGGCCCUUGCAAAUGAGUGGACUGGCGUCCGCUGCACGGACACUGGCAAGGUGUCUGACAUAGUUGUGAACAACGCAAACCUCAAGGGCUCGCUUCCUUCCGAUCUCGCCUCGCUCACAGCUCUCACCAACAUCGGCGCUCCCGGCAACUAUCUCAUAGGAACUGUGCCGCCACUCGGCCCUCUGCUGCUCGUAUUGGACCUCAACUUCAACUUUAUCUCCGACCUCCCAUCCGCGGCCUACACGUGGUGCGGAGGCAAUCUCAACUGCCUCGUCACGCCCUCCAAGUGCACCACCGGCGGCACGGUUCAGCGGGUUGCGGCGGAUUGUGCCUUCUGCGGCACCACCAACGGCGCACCUCCGUUCUGCUGGGGAGCGGGAGGGGUGUGCACGCCUGACGCGGCCGCAGCCGUGGCUGCCGGCACUACGAACCCGAAUUCGCAGCCCACGCUCCCCAGGGCGUGCGUGGGCGGGCCGGUUGUGGCCUUGAAAGACACCACAGGGCGUCCCCCAACCGCCUGCUUCCCGCCUUGCUGGCCCAUCCCCUGCGUGCGCCUCAUCCCUCCUCCAUCCCCCGCGUGCCCCGCACCAGCCAUGCUCGCCCUCAAGGCCUCGCUGGGUGUCACCCUCACCACGUGGGCGGCCACUGUGCCGUGCCAACUUGCGGGGCAGACCACCACGGCUGCAGUGUGGAGUGGCGUGCUGUGUGACAGCACUGGGAGGGUCGUGAGCAUGCGUUGCCUGCCGUACCUGCAUACCAUAUUCAUCUGCUCACCCGCCCUUGCACGUAUCCUCCAUCGCUCUGUCCUGCCACCAACCGUUGUGCACCUCAGGGCUGUGGCUAACUCGAAGCUCAAGGGAUCACUUGCUUCGGACAUCUCCACGCUCACAGCCCUCACUUACCUCAACCUGCAGGGCAAUCUCCUCAGCUACCGCAUCGACUCCUUCACCACCAACCUCCGAGCCUUGCCAGUGCUGGCCGACAUCGGUGCGGUCUACAACUACUUCAUCGGCACUGUGCCAGCGCUCGCCUCUGGGCUGCUCACUCUGGACGUGCGCGGCAACUUCCUCACAGACGUGCCCACAGCCAGCUACACGUGGUGCGGGGGCGCGGGCAACUGCCUGCUGACGCCCUCCAAGUGCACCAGCGGAGGCUCCGCCCAGAGGCCUGCAGCGGAUUGUGCCUUCUGCGGCACCACCAACGGCGUGAGGCCCUUCUGUGCGGCGGGAGGGGUGUGCACAGUGGACUCGGGUUCAGCCGUCAAUACCGGCGCUGUGAACUUGCCGACGCAGCCCGUGCUGCCCAUGGCGUGUGUGGGCGGCCCUCUCUACAUGAAUGCGGGAGAUGGUGAGUGGGUACUGUUUGAGAGGUCCCAUCGAGGUCCCAUCGGUGAGUACUGUUUGAGAGGUCCCAUCGCGUCGGCCCUGCUGAACAUCAAGUCGGCCAUGGGACUCACCUACACCUCGUGGGCCGCCACCAAUCCGUGCACGCUUGAAGGCGCCGCUGGCAAAGCGGGCGAGUGGGAGCGUGUAACCUGCACCCCUUUCGGCCGCGCUUACGUGCUCGCGCGCGCGCGCACGUACGCAUGUGUGUGUGAGCAUGUGUGCAGAAACCUGGACUCUGCAGGGCUCGUGCGCAAGAGCUUCCCAUCAGACAUCUCCAAGCUCACGGGGCUUGGUGUAGUGUGGAUGCCAUGGAACUUCCUGGAUGGCAGCCUCGCAGACUACCUCACAUACUUCUCCACGCUCACCAACCUGAAUCAACUGGCCAUGCAAUACAUGUUUUUCUCCGGGACAUUCCCCAGUGUGCUCACCACUCUACCUCUCCUCACCAGUCUGGCACUCCGCUUCAACUACCUUACGGGCUUGCUCCCAACAAGCAUCACAAAGAUCAAGUCGCUGGACCUCUAUCAGAACUACUUCGUCGGCUCCAUUCCCUCAGGCACCUGGUCCUACUGCAACGCCGCAAACAACUGCCUGGGCAGCGUGGGGGCCAACUGCCAGAAUGCCUUCCAGAGGUCCUCCUGUGCUAUCUGCGGCAGCACUGCCGGGACCGGCACGCUGUGCGCAGCGGGGCAAUCUUGUAUGCCGAGCGCUGAUGCCAAGAUUGCAGCGAAGCAGAACAACUACGGAGGCGAGGUGGCUCUGUCGUGCGUUUACACGCCCAUCACCAUGAACCCCGCUGACGGUCUUGUGCCCCGUCACACUCCUUUGUGCCCCGUCACACUCCUGUGUGCCCUGUCACGCUCCAAUGCGCCUCACCACACUCCUAUGCGCCUCACCACACUCCUAUGCGCCUCACCACACUCCUAUGCGCCUCACCACACUCCUAUGCGCCUCACCACACUCCUAUGCGCCUCACCACGCUCCUAUGCGCCUCACCACGCUCCUAUACGCCUCACCACGCUCCUAUGCGCCUCACCACGCUCCUAUGCGCCUCACCACGCUCCUAUGCGCCUCACCACACUCCUAUGCGCCUCACCACGCUCCUAUGCGCCUCACCACACUCCUAUGCGCCUCACCACGCUCCUAUGCGCCUCACCACGCUCCUAUGCGCCUCACCACGCUCCUAUGCGCCUCACCACGCUCCUAUGCGCCUCACCACGCUCCUAUGCGCCUCACCACGCUCCUAUGCGCCUCACCACGCUCCUAUGCGCCUCACCACGCUCCUAUGCGCCUCACCACAGUGCCGUGCACCCUCACUUGUCACCCCCUGCAGCUGCUGCCAUGCUGAACGUCAAGGCCUCGCUGGGAGUGACGUACACCACUUGGGCCGCCACCACACCGUGCCGCUUUGAUCAAUCCACCGUGGCCCUUGCAAAUGAGUGGACUGGCGUCCGCUGCACGGACACUGGCAAGGUGUCUGACAUAGUUGUGAACAACGCAAACCUCAAGGGCUCGCUUCCUUCCGAUCUCGCCUCGCUCACAGCUCUCACCAACAUCGGCGCUCCCGGCAACUACCUCAUAGGAACCGUGCCGCCGCUCGGCCCUCUACUGCUCGUAUUGGACCUCAACUUCAACUUUAUCUCCGACCUCCCAUCCGCGGCCUACACGUGGUGCGGAGGCAAUCUCAACUGCCUCGUCACGCCCUCCAAGUGCACCACCGGCGGCACGGUUCAGCGGGUUGCGGCAGAUUGUGCCUUCUGCGGCACCACCAACGGCGCACCUCCGUUCUGCUGGGGAGCGGGAGGGGUGUGCACGCCUGACGCGGCCGCAGCCGUGGCUGCCGGUACUACGAACCCGAAUUCGCAGCCCGCGCUCCCCAGGGCGUGCGUGGGCGGGCCGGUUGUGGCCUUGAAAGACACCACAGCCAUGCUCGCCCUCAAGGCCUCGCUGGGUGUCACCCUCACCACGUGGGCGGCCACUGUGCCGUGCCAACUUGCGGGGCAGACCACCACGGCUGCAGUGUGGAGUGGCGUGCUGUGUGACAGCACUGGGAGGGUCGUGAGCAUGGCUGUGGCUAACUCGAAGCUCAAGGGAUCACUUGCUUCGGACAUCUCCACGCUCACAGCCCUCACUUACCUCAACCUGCAGGGCAAUCUCCUCAGCUACCGCCUCGACUCCUUCACCACCAACCUCCGAGCCUUGCCAGUGCUGGCCGACAUCGGUGCGGUCUACAACUACUUCACCGGUACCGUGCCAGCGCUCGCCUCUGGGCUGCUCACUCUGGACGUGCGCGGCAACUUCCUCACAGACGUGCCCACAGCCAGCUACACGUGGUGCGGGGGCGCGGGCAACUGCCUGCUGACGCCCUCCAAGUGCACCAGCGGAGGCUCCGCCCAGCGGCCUGCAGCGGAUUGUGCCUUCUGCGGCACCACCAACGGCGUGGGGCCGUUCUGCUGGGCGGGGGCAGGGGGAGUGUGCGCGGUGGACGCGGCUGCACCCAUCGCUGCCGGCACUGUUAACUCGCCGACGCAGCCCGUGCGGCCGAUGGCGUGUGCGGGCGGCUCGGUGGUGGUCAUCAAAGAAAGCACAGCAGUUUGUCAUCUCUCCCUGCACCCGUGCACCAAGGCUCCUGUAUUGUACAGCCUCCACCCCAAUCGCCACCCUUUCUCUGCUCCUUACCUGUUAUUGGCCAAUCCGCCUCUCUUGUCUGUUCCCCCCCGCCUUGCUGUUUGCGCCCCUCGUCUUGCUGUGUGCGCCCUCGCCUUGCUGUGUGCGCCUGUCGCCUUGUGUCUCACCCUCGCCUUGCUGUCUGUCUCACCCUCGCCUUACUGUCUGUCUCACCCUCGCCUUACUGCAUCUCACGAAGCAGCUCUUCAGGCGCCGCUGGCUGGUUUCACCGCCAACCUCCCUCCACUCACCGCUACCCUCAAGGAGCUCCUUAGUGUGCUUCUCCACUCUGCCUCCGUUGCUUUGCUCCCUCGGUCUCCCCGCCUUCCCAUCCUCCGUUCUGCCACCUUGCCCUCUCUCUCUCUGCUGUCCCUUGGGUCCAUUCUGCCCUUGUCGUCUAGCCCACCUCGCACACGUCCCUCUCCUCCCGUACUGCCUCGUGUCAUCUCUUCACUGCCGUUUUCCCACUUUCCCUCCCUCCCCUGCAGCUAUAUGCAGCACAACUGCUUCCUGCAGUACAACUGGUUCUAUGGCUCCAUGCCCGCCGCACUCCUCAACAUGCAAUCGCUCAGUGUGCUCUGGUGCGACGGCCACACCAACUGCUUCACCACUCCCUCUGUCUGCGGCAUGGGAGGCACCACACAGCGCCCCGCAGCAGACUGUGCCAUCUGCGGCUCAACCAACGCGCAGCCGCCCUUCUGUGGCGGCACCGGCACGUGCGCGCCUGACUCUGCGGCUGCGGCCGCGCUGGGCACGCCUAAUGUUAUGGGCUCGGCCACACUGCCCCUGGUGUGCGGUGGUGUCCCCAUCGACGCUGCUGAUGCUACGGUGCUGCUGGCGCUCAAGUCGUCGCUGGGCGUGACGCUGAGCAACUGGAAUGCGGCAGCGCUGUGCACGCUGGAGGGGCAGACGCUCCUGCCCGCGCAGUGGGGCGGCGUGCGCUGCACCGCUGCCGGCAAAGUCACCGAGCGUGUGAGUGCGGGGAUGGCUGGUGAGGGGCGCAGGGCAUGCGAGUGCGGGGAUGAGUUGGGGCUUGCGCUCACACGGCAGAAGCUGCAGGGUGUCAUUCAUCCUGACAUCUCCAGCUCACCACGCUCACUUACCUGUAAGCCCACCGCACUCACGUGCCAUCUGCGCACAUCAGAAGAGGAUAGUGACAGGGCGACUGGGAGUGACUUGGGCUACAACCUCUUCCAGGGCCGUCUCGACUUCUUUGCCGCACCGCUCAAGCCCCUCACGUCGCUCAAGGCGCUCUUCUUCCACUACAACUACUUCGCCGGCUCGAUUCCUUCUGCCAUCGCCACACUUCCUCAACUCACCUCACUCGGCCUUUUCUCCAACUACCUUACGGGCACCGUGCCCAUCCCUGCCAAGACCCUGCUGGCUCUGGACGUGGGAUUUAACUUCCUCUCGGGCACCUUCCCGAAGCUGCCACUCAUGUUCUGUGCGGGCGACAACAACUGCUUCCUCAACUCCACCGCCUGCCGCACCUACGGCAUCGUGCAGCGCCCUGCCGGCGCCUGCGCCAUCUGCGGCACGCCCGCCGCCGGCCAGGGCGACCUCUGCUUCGGCGGCUCCUGCACUCCUGACGCCGCUGCUGCCGUCACCGCCAGCACUGUCAACUCGCCCAAUCAGCCCAUCCUGCCCUGGCAUGCACAGUGUGUGU
This is a messenger RNA of Closterium sp. NIES-65, 6799 nucleotides long. Lineage: Eukaryota; Viridiplantae; Streptophyta; Zygnematophyceae; Desmidiales; Closteriaceae. The record is from the annotation of a GenBank genome assembly.